CGAUCAAGCUGAUUUCCAAAAUGGUUCCGAACGAGACAGCUCCGCUGUAUCACGAAGUUUCUCCUUUGACGAGGUUGAUGUUAAGAGCUUUUGCAGGAGCCACAGGACUGGUUGUAUUUAUUACACUGAUUUUGAGCUUUGUCAAAGCAGCAGAAGACUCCAUGAUGUAUCUUAUAGCUGUCAACAUGUUAAUUAGCAGUGUAAUUGGGGGAGUCAUUACAUGGUGGUAUCACAAAGGCACCAUAGAAGCCAAGAAAAUAGCAUUUAUGGUAUUUGUGGGCGUUUGCAUUGUUUUCCAAGCCAUCAUCUCUGAUGUCUAUGUUUAUAACAAGAAGACCGUCAUUGUGUCGCCUACAGUAUUAACGCCCACACCAACCACUCCGAUAAACGCCAGCAGUAUAGCCCCAUAAUGAUCAUAAGAUCAGAGAAAUACGAAAAACCAGAGAAUAGUAUUGCAUGUAUGCUGAGAUAUCAACCGUCGUUGAUCAAACGUAUGACAACUAUUGGAGUAUACAACCGAUGAAAAGACUGGAAAGCCUCUGAAUAUUCAGUGAUAUCCCACGAGUCCUGCAGCGAUAUUUUACGGAUAAUUUACAAUGUGUGUGCAUUAGGACGAGAGAAAAAUAAUAAUUAUACGAAAAAUUUUCGGGGGCCAGGUCACAGUAUUUUAGGUAAUUCUCUUUUUUUUUUUUUUUUUUUNCCAGUGGUGGCCCAGACACAACUGGUGGCCCAGACACAACCCCAUUUCAAUGAACGAUGAUUUUCGUGUAUUAUAACCUGGCAAAUUGACGUAAACUUGAAACAAAGUCGGAUCGUUGUUUUUCAAGUUUUACUCUUAUCUGUUUUAAUCUUCCCCAACUUUGCCCAUCCAUGCCCCCUUUUGGCCUUUCUCUGUUUCUUCUGAGUUUUAACCCGUUAUGUGUUAUUUCAGUUAAUUCUAUGACCUGUUAGACAGAGGUGAAAUUGUGUUAAGUUGGAUGUCCUAGCCCUUUAAUCGGGAGAGAAAUAUUUUGUUCGUGAUUUGAUUGUUCCUGGUAUGAGCUUGGUAUGAUUCAUAAUCAUUGAGCAAAAUACUCUCGGGUUUUCUCUUGAGCAACUCUUAAUUUAGCGUAUUACGCUGCGUAACCUUAAGACACUGACAAACACAUUUUAAAUCAAGUUUAGAUUAAGGACGCUUGCGUAGUCACUGUCUACCCUUCACAGCGGCACAUACCUGUAUAGCCCAUAUAUGGCAGUGCCCCCUCCCCCCCUCCCGGGUCUGCGAUGAGGAAAGUUACAUUCAGACUAAAGGUAACCGUUUAGCCAUUUACUAAGAUUGAUAAACAGAGGUAAUAAUAAACCAAGUGGAAACAAG
Orbicella faveolata is the source of this 1354-nucleotide messenger RNA. RefSeq lists its product as uncharacterized. NCBI's taxonomy places the organism in Eukaryota, Metazoa, Cnidaria, Anthozoa, Scleractinia, Merulinidae. The record is from RefSeq and is a predicted model, not a curated record.